GAAUAACUUCGGUCGUACCGGCCAAACCCGCAGAAACUUUGACCACAGCCACUAUAUAUUACUCCGACACAGGCCACAGGUAAUGAAAUUCUCUUCAUUUCAAAUUCCUAUAUCUUCAAUGGAAGUUGAAACUCACGCUCUCUCCAGUUUUGAUCUCAUGAACUCCCCGUCUCCUCCUAUUAACUCCAUUUUAGACACGUCGUCCGCUGAUAAUAAUGGCCGGAAAUGCCAGUGGCCUGACUCCGUCGUCGGAGGUGGGAUUCCAGUGGAUAAGACGACGACGCAAGCGGCUAUGACAGUGCAGAAGGUUUACAGGAGUUAUCGCACCCGGCGCAUGUUAGCAGACUCUGCUUUGGUUGCUGAAGAGCUCUGGUGGCAAGCGAUAGAUUAUGCUCGAUUAAACCACAGUACAAUUUCUUUCUUCAAUUUUCCGACACCGGAGACGGCGGCUUCUCGGUGGAAUCGCAUCACUUUAAAUGCUUCCAAGGUUGGAAAGGGAUUAUCCAGAGAUGGAAAAGCUCAGAAAUUAGCUUUUCAGCACUGGAUUAAGGCUAUUGACCCACGCCACCGAUAUGGACAUAGCUUGCAUAUGUACUAUGAGGAGUGGUGUAAAACUGAUGCUGGUCAGCCCUUCUUCUAUUGGUUGGAUCUUGGAGAUGGCAAAAAGGUUGAUCUCAAAGAAUGUCCAAGAUCAAAGCUUCAGAAACAGUGUAUUAAGUAUCUUGGACCACAAGAGAGAGAACAUUAUGAAUAUAUAGUGGCUGAAGGGAAAAUUGUGCAUAAACAAACAGGAAAUCAUCUUGAUACAACCAAUGGGUUGCCGGAGGCAAAAUGGAUUUUUGUAAUGAGCACCUCAAAAAAACUCUAUGCUGGCGAGAAGAAGAGAGGAAUAUUUCAUCAUUCCAGCUUUCUUGCUGGUGGGGCUACUUUAGCUGCUGGAAGACUAGGGGUAACGGAUGGGAUACUUAAGUCUAUUUCAGCAUAUAGUGGGCAUUAUAGGCCAAAUGAUGAUAGUCUUGACAGCCUUUUAUCAUUUCUCAAGGAAAAUGGAGUUAACCUAGAUGAGGUUAAGAUAAGAAAGGUAAAAGAAGACGAUGAGAGCAAUGUAGAGGGACAGUCAUAUGAGAGUCACUCUGUGUCUGAACUUUCAACUGUAUCAUAUUCCCCUCUUCAAGUUGAUGAUCCGAUGGAAGAGGAAAAGGACCUUUCCUCGGAAUUAAUGAGAAGUCCGCGAGCUCAAGAGACAAGUAGCUAUAAGAGAACACUCUCGGGUGGUCUUGAGAGCCCAAGAGCAGAGGUGCCAACGACUGCAAUACUGCAAAGGAUCAACUCAAAGAAGUCUGCAAAGUCGUAUCAACUGGGUCAUCAACUCUCCCUGGCAUGGUCAACGGGUGCUGGUCCAAGAAUUGGCUGCAUUGCUGACUACCCUGCUGAACUAAGGCAGCAGGCCUUGGAACUGACUAACCUCUCACCUAGACCUUGUUCUGCAUCAUCAACUCCAAGGCCGAUUGAUGAUAUUGUAUCACCUACUUGUCCUUCACCAGUUCUUUGCAAUGGUGAUGUAACACGCACCUGAACCGAGGUUUCUUUAGAGCAUAAUUAGUCAUUUUUCAUCCUUUGUGCGAGCAAGCUGUAGUGAGCGGAAAUGUAUUCUUCUGCGUACUCUCUUGGCAGUUAUCAGCAGUAGUUACUUCAUUUCAUCCUCCCACGCUCUUCCUGUUUA
Molecule: messenger RNA, 1723 nt
Organism: Nicotiana tabacum (common tobacco)
Lineage: Eukaryota; Viridiplantae; Streptophyta; Magnoliopsida; Solanales; Solanaceae
Source: RefSeq, a predicted model, not a curated record